Drechmeria coniospora is the source of this 2184-nucleotide messenger RNA. RefSeq lists its product as uncharacterized. The transcript is spliced from 5 exons. The record is from RefSeq and is a predicted model, not a curated record. Bases 1 to 2184 code for a protein of 727 amino acids. Lineage: Eukaryota; Fungi; Ascomycota; Sordariomycetes; Hypocreales; Ophiocordycipitaceae. Gene Ontology annotation, molecular function: zinc ion binding; structural constituent of cell wall. Gene Ontology annotation, biological process: fungal-type cell wall organization. Gene Ontology annotation, cellular component: fungal-type cell wall.
AUGCAAUGUCGUGGCGAAAAGGAUGCCACCGCCAGCACCGCCAGCACAUCACCCUUCACCGCCGCCUUCACCACCGCCUUCACCACCGCCGUCAUGAAGUGGACGCCCCUGGCCUUUGUCGGCCUCGCCGCCAACUCCUUCGCCGCCGCCGCCGUGGCCAACACGGCCAAGCCCGACGGUGCCGCCCCCGCGGGCUGCGGUCCGUCGCACGACGGCAAGUUCGAGGUCACCAUCUACUCUGUCACGCCGGCCGUGGCCAAGCGCAACGUCGUCGUCAAGAAGCGCGCGACGACCUGCAACAGCGACAAGACGCUGGUCCUGACCCUCGCCGACAGCGUCCUCACCGACUCCAAGGACCGAACCGGCUACAUCUCGUCGAGCUUCCAGCUCCAGUUCGACGGCCCGCCCCAGUCAGGUGCCAUCUUCACCGCCGGCUUCUCCUACUGCACAAACGGCUCCCUCGCCCUCGGCCCGACCACCGUCUUCUACCGCUGCCAGUCCGGCAACUUCUACAACCUCUACGACCGCCAUUGGGCCCCUCAGUGCGAGCCCGUCGAGAUCGUCGCCAUGCCCUGCGAGGACGGCGGUGACGAGGACGGCGGUGACGAGGACAGCCACCCCCCUCCUCUCGACGCAGAAGAUGCAGACGGUUCCGACGACGCAAACGACGCGAACAACUCGAACCUGGGCCAAACCGAGAUACUACCGACAAACGUCGUCAAGGGCCUGUCCAACGGUCAACACAAGAAUUGCUCGACGAGCGUCGCCUACCCCAUAUGCCAGAUUGCCGACGGCCAAAUUCAGAUCCACUCGACGCCGUGCGCCCAAGCUCCGAUCCACGUUGCCACGGCGCCGGCCGGUCAGAACGCGCAAGAGCAGCCCCGAUACCCGACCGGCACCGUCUCCAACGCCGCCGCCGCCGGCACCGGCACCGGCACCGUCGGCAGCGCCUCGUCCACGGCGCCGUCUGCGAGCCAGCCCAGCGAUGGAUUGGGGCCCAAGGGCACCACCCGCUUGGUCACCACCGCCGCGGCGUCCAAGGAGCGACCCACUUUCCUCAUGGCCGCUCUCGGCGUCGUUCUCGUCGCCCUCCUCUUUUCUGCUCCGUACUCCGUCGAUGCCAACCAGGAUGACCCAUCGUCCCUUGGCUUCCCCCACUGGUUCCUUCUAGACGCCCGACGCGGCACAACGCCGACGAAGCGAGCGAGCAUGUCGGAAUACUGGAAGUCCACACCGAAAUACUGGUGCAAGCACUGCUCCUGCUACGUGCGCGACACGAAGCUCGAGCGACAGAAUCAUGAAGCGACCGGUCGGCACCAGGGGGCGGUGAAGCGCGCGCUGCGGGACAUACACCGCAACCACGAGCGAGAAGAGCGGGACAAGGAGCGAGCGAAGCAGGAGAUUGCACGACUCAACGGCGUCGUCUCGGGUGACAAGUCAUCCGCACCAUCACGAGCCUACAGCAGUUACGGCACGACCAGCAGCACGAAUGCGAACACGACACCGCUCGAUGCCGAGCGCCAGCGCCAAAGGGAGCAGCUCGCCGUCAUGGGCGUCGCCAUGCCUUCGGAGCUGCGGCCAGAGAUGGCCAUGGCGGGCGAGUGGACGGUGACGCAGACGCGAGUCCUCGGCGACAAGGAAGCCGAAUCCGCUCGCGCGGCCACGGGGGUUCGCAAGCGGAGCGCCAAUGCCGACGGCGACGAGGACGAGGACGAGGCAAAGGCGCUGCGGCGCGAGGAGGAGGAUGCCGUCCGAUCGCUCUUCAAGAAGCCGCGCCGAUGGGGUCGGGACUCGAAGGCGAUGCCCGAGGAGGAGGACGCCGAGCUGGAUGCGCUGCUCUCGGCCGCCACCAUCCCGCUCAAGGGCGAGGCCAAGAAGAAAGAGGAUGAGGAGGUCGGGGUGAAGAAGGAGGACGGCGAGACGGCACUCGACGAGAAGACGGCGCAGGACGGGGCGGUGAAGGAUGAGCCGCAGGACCGGACGGUCAAGGAUGAGCCGCACGAUGGGGACGAGGCCCACGAGGGACAGACGGGGGAGGCCAAGCAGCAAGUUCGCGUCAAGGAGGAGCCCGAGACGGGGCCAGAGCCGUUCCCCGACAACCAGGACGAGGCCAAAGAGGCACCAACCGUCGUGGCACCAGUCAUGUUCAAGAAGCGGAAGCCAAAGAGCUUACGGACAAGAUAA